AUGACUGCCGGAACCACCAUCAGAGUGCCGCAUCUCGGCGGAAUCGAUGCCGGCUACCGUCUUUCCAACGGUGCCGUCGACCCCGCCAAGCCUACCGUCGUGCUCAUCAACUCCAUGUGCAUGACUUCAGCUCUGUACGACAUUCAGUUCGGCAACAAGGCUCUCACUGACGUUGCCAACCUGCUCGCCAUUGAGCCUCUUGGCCAUGGAGCCACUGAGACCAAGGCAGAGAACUACACCUACUGGGACACGGCCAUCAUGGCCGUCCAGGUCCUGGAUGCUCUCAACAUCAAGAAGGCUUUUGCCCUCGGAACCAGCCAGGGAGGCUGGAUUGUCACCAGAAUGGCUCUUGUAGCCCCCGAGAAGAUCCAGGGUCUCUUGCUCCUGGGCACUUCGCUCGACUACGAGUCCGAUGCCUCCCGUCAAAAGGGAUGCUGGGAUCCCGCAACUAUGCUGGGUCCGGUUGUGGACAGCCUGUAUAGCACUGAGCCGACCCCGGAUUUCCUCAUUGACGCAGGUCUGCGCGAGAGCGUCGUUACCCUUGGAUUCUCGGGAACCGUCACAGAGGAGACAGCACAGUUCUGGAGAGACACUCUCAACAGCAUAUACACCGGUGAUGAAGGACGAAAGAAGCUGCGUGGUGCCUUCACCAACCUCUUGGAGAGAGAUGGUCUGCUGAGACGGGUGAGGGACAUCAAGUGCCCUGUCUACUGGAUUCAGGGCAACCAGGAUCUCGUGUAUGGCGUCGACGUACCAAAGGACCACAUCAAGGCCUUCUCGGGAUCAGUAGAGACCGAUCUAUCCUUUACUGACGGCGGUCAUUACUUGAAUGCCACUUCCCCCAAGGACGUGGACGCAAAGCUGCUGCAGCUGAUUAACAAAUAUUCUGCGUUGUAA
Messenger RNA from Trichoderma harzianum CBS 226.95, 897 nucleotides. RefSeq lists its product as hypothetical. The transcript is spliced from 3 exons. Gene Ontology annotation, molecular function: catalytic activity. Bases 1 to 897 code for a protein of 298 amino acids. The record is from RefSeq and is a predicted model, not a curated record. NCBI's taxonomy places the organism in Eukaryota, Fungi, Ascomycota, Sordariomycetes, Hypocreales, Hypocreaceae.